This is a messenger RNA of Dreissena polymorpha, 2706 nucleotides long. RefSeq lists its product as uncharacterized. Lineage: Eukaryota; Metazoa; Mollusca; Bivalvia; Myida; Dreissenidae. Gene Ontology annotation, cellular component: nucleolus. The coding region runs from base 110 to 2491 and encodes 793 amino acids. Gene Ontology annotation, biological process: maturation of LSU-rRNA; rRNA base methylation. The transcript has 18 exons. Gene Ontology annotation, molecular function: RNA binding; rRNA (cytosine-C5-)-methyltransferase activity. The record is from RefSeq and is a predicted model, not a curated record.
UCCUUUGACAAUUUUAAGUGUAGUGACGGACAUGUAAAUACAAACACGUGUUUUGUAAAAAAAGGUUAACGUUAUCGUAAUUCAGUAUUGUACUUUUAAUUAUAUUAUAAUGGGGAGAAAAAGAGACCUAACAGAACAAAAGCAAAAGUCUAAAGGAAAGAAAAAGCAGAAAUACAGCGUGCCAACUCUUCAUAAGGAUGUUGCAGAAGAAAAAGAUGCAGAGAAGAAGCUUAGUAGCAGACAGAAGAAAAGGUUGAAGAAGAGGUUAGAGAGGGAAGAAGUGAAGAAAAUUGAGAAGAUUGUGCAAAAACCUGAGAAGAUCAAGAAAAACUCAGCAGUACUGGUAAAAGAAAAUACUCCUGGCAACAAGAAAAGAAAGCUUGAAGAUUCUGAUGAAGAUGAUGAGCAAGAGUCUGAACGGGUUAUGAUGGAUUCAAUCAUCAAGCAAGUCAAUCAGAAGAAGAAGGGGAAACAAAAGCUACAGAAGGUUCAACCUGAGCCUGAGGAAUCAGAAGAUGAAGAUGAUGAUUUACAAGACGAUUUUGAUAAUGAUGAUGAUGACGAUGAAGAUGACGAUGAUGAUGAUGAUGAUGAUGAAGAAGGAAGUAUGGAUGAGGACAGUGAUGAAGAGGAGGAGGAUGUGAAAGGAUUCACUGAUGACAAUCAAGCCUGGUUGAAGCCCAAAACUAAGAAAUCUCAGCUACCAAUGGAGGAAGAGAGUGGCAGUGAAGACGAAGAACUUGAAGAUGACUUUGAUGAUGAUGAUGAUUCAGAUGAAGAUGUUGAAGAUGAUGAUGAAGACGAUGAGAUGCUGCCAGUUGAAAAAGCAUCCAAAAAGCUGAAGAAGAAAGAAAAGAGAGACACGCAGCUGGCAGAGGCGGAGUUACAGACCAACAUCGCUCAGACUGAGACCUAUGUCCUGCCCAGUGGACAGGAAAUAGAGAAGGAAGCUGCGACCUCUCCUGACCUGGCCAUGGUACAGCAGCGUAUCAAGGAUGUGAUGCAUGUGCUGGGGGACUUCACAGCACGCAGGGAACCGGGAAGGAGCCGCUCUGAGUACAUGAGCACUCUCCUGAAGGACCUGUGUCUCUACUACAGCUACAAUGAGUACCUCAUGGAGAAACUCAUCAGCUUGUUCCCCUCAGAGAUCAUUGAUUUUCUGGAGUCCAACGAGGUGCCGCGCCCAGUCACGAUACGCACAAACACACUGAAGACACGGCGUAGGGACCUUGCACAGGCGUUGAUCAACCGAGGCGUGAAUCUGGACCCGAUAGGGAAGUGGUCAAAGGUUGGACUGGUUGUGUAUGACUCACAGGUGCCCAUAGGUGCCACCCCAGAGUACCUAGCUGGUCACUACAUGCUACAGGGAGGUUCCAGCUUCCUGCCUGUGAUGGCCCUAGCCCCACAGGAGAGUGAGAGAGUCCUCGACAUGUGCUCAGCCCCCGGGGGCAAGACCACGUAUAUAGCUGCUCUGAUGCGUAACACGGGCAUGCUGUUUGCUAACGACGCCAACAAGGAACGUGUACAGGCGGUGGUAGGAAAUGUGCAUCGUAUGGGGAUCACCAACACAGUCAUCUCUGACGUGGACGGCAGGAGGCUGCCUGAGAUCAUGAAGGGGUUUGACCGUGUGUUGCUGGACGCUCCCUGCAGUGGGUCAGGGGUCAUCUCCAAGGACCCAGAGGUCAAGGUCACCAAGGACGAGGCGGAUAUCUUGCGAUGUUCCCAACUGCAGAAGGAACUUCUAAUAGCAGCGAUAGACUGCUGCAAUGCAAAGUCAAAGACUGGGGGCUAUGUUGUGUACUCAACCUGUUCUGUGUUGGUGGAGGAGAAUGAAUGGGUGGUAGACUACGCAUUGAAGAAACGCAAUGUGAAACUCGUACCAACCGGUCUUGACUUCGGAAAGGACGGAUUCACCAAUUUUGAGAAGCACCGGUUCCAUCCGAGUCUGAAGCUGACAAAACGUUUCUACCCACACACACAUAACUUGGAUGGGUUCUUUGUGGCAAAAUUGAAGAAGUUCUCCAACAACAUUCCAGGAAUGGAGGAAAAGAAGGAAGAUAAGCUGGGAGAACUUGGAGGCUUUUUUGAGGCCGAGAACUCCACAGUUAAAGCUGAAGCAGACAGCACUGAGGCAGAUGUUAAUGAAAGUGAAAAUAAACAGACAGUCAUUAAGGACAAGAACACAUCUUUAAAGAAGGGACAGUCACCUAGCAACAAAGGACCGUCUCCUAGCAACAAAGGACCAUCUCCUAAGAAACCUAUUAAUAAAAGCAGUGCAAAAGGGGAAAGUUCUUCAGGUAAUCCCGAGGGAGACGGCAGUGAAGGCAAGCAGAAUAAGGGGCCGAAAUGGAAGAAGUUUGGGCAGAAGAAGAAGUGGAACAACAACAAGAAUGGCGGAGGGGGCGCAGGGGUUGCUAAGUUCAAGCCAGGAAAGUUUAAGCGGUUUAAGUCUGGAGGCAAAAAUAAAGGAAAGGGGGGAAUGCGUGAUUGAUGUAGGGCACAGGAUUAGGAUGUUUAUGGUAAUGUUUCCUUGCAAUGACGUGUGUGAUAUUGGUGAAUGUAAACUUACAAAUACUGUUUUGUCAAGUUCAAAAGAAUGACAGAAUGAUGUCAGUCUAUCCAAUACAAAGUACUGGUGUACUUAUUUUCACUGUUGGUAUCUACAUAGAUUCUCCUGGUACAUUAAAAAGUAGUUUGUAUAAGUCA